AUGGUUAUGGUGAUACGUCACUGGGUGGUACCGACACUGUUUGCGUCACUGAAGAAGGAAUUUGACAAGGAUUAUGAUCACGAUCAAUUGAUUCCGGUAGUCGGUCGAUGGUGGGAGAUUGGCUACUACUAUCUUGAGUUAUUCUACAGUAGAAGAAGAGAAGAAAGAAUUCGGGAGAAAAGCGUGAAUGUGAAGAGUAUAGAGGAUGACAAAUGUAAGGGAAUCAAGCGAAAUACACCAGCUUCAUCUAGAAGUCAUCAAUGA
Messenger RNA from Aspergillus niger, 264 nucleotides. RefSeq lists its product as uncharacterized. Bases 1 to 264 code for a protein of 87 amino acids. Lineage: Eukaryota; Fungi; Ascomycota; Eurotiomycetes; Eurotiales; Aspergillaceae. The record is from RefSeq and is a predicted model, not a curated record. The transcript has 5 exons.